Molecule: messenger RNA, 1497 nt
Organism: Echinops telfairi (small Madagascar hedgehog)
Lineage: Eukaryota; Metazoa; Chordata; Mammalia; Afrosoricida; Tenrecidae
Gene: ACTL6B
Product: actin like 6B
Exons: 12
Coding region: 34-1323 (429 amino acids)
Biological process (GO): nervous system development; regulation of transcription by RNA polymerase II
Cellular component (GO): NuA4 histone acetyltransferase complex; SWI/SNF complex
Molecular function (GO): chromatin binding
Source: RefSeq, a predicted model, not a curated record
CAGGCUGGCCGGUGACCCGGGACUCUCCGAUGUAUGUGGGAGAAAGCCAGUGCACUGCAGGCUGAGGUGGAGGGCCUCGCUGUGCGACUGGACGCCCCCUGCAAGUGGGUGACCCUUGGCCCUGCCCAUUCUAUACCCCCUCAGGCUGACUUUCCCACCACGGUGGGGCUGCUGGCCGCGGAGGAGGGGGGCGGGCUGGAGCUGGAGGGGGAGAAAGAGAAGAAAGGGAAGGUCUUCCAUAUAGACACCAACGCCCUGCACGUGCCUCGGGAUGGAGCGGAGGUCAUGUCACCCCUCAAGAAUGGCAUGAUCGAGGACUGGGAGUGCUUCCGCGCUAUCCUGGAUCACACCUACAGCAAACACGUCAAGUCUGAGCCAAACCUGCACCCUGUGCUCAUGUCGGAGGCACCGUGGAACACGCGGGCCAAGCGGGAGAAGCUGACAGAGCUGAUGUUCGAGCAGUACAACAUUCCUGCCUUCUUCUUAUGCAAGACGGCAGUACUUACCGCCUUUGCAAAUGGACGCUCCACGGGUCUCGUGCUGGACAGUGGGGCCACCCACACCACGGCCAUUCCAGUGCAUGAUGGCUACGUCCUCCAGCAAGGCAUUGUCAAGUCACCCCUGGCAGGGGACUUCAUCUCCAUGCAGUGCCGGGAGCUCUUCCAGGAAAUGGCCAUUGACAUCAUCCCGCCUUACAUGAUCGCAGCCAAGGAACCUGUACGUGAGGGUGCCCCCCCAAAUUGGAAGAAGAAGGAGAAGCUACCCCAGGUUUCCAAGUCCUGGCAUAACUACAUGUGCAAUGAGGUGAUCCAGGACUUCCAGGCCUCGGUGCUGCAGGUCUCUGACUCUCCUUAUGAUGAGCAGGUGGCCGCGCAGAUGCCCACAGUGCAUUACGAGAUGCCCAAUGGCUACAACACAGACUAUGGCGCUGAGCGGCUCCGCAUCCCUGAGGGCCUCUUUGAUCCUUCCAACGUCAAGGGGCUGUCAGGGAACACCAUGUUGGGCGUGGGUCAUGUGGUGACCACCAGCAUCGGCAUGUGCGACAUUGACAUUCGCCCGGGCCUCUACGGGAGUGUCAUUGUCACCGGUGGGAACACAUUGCUUCAGGGCUUCACGGACAGACUGAAUAGAGAACUUUCCCAGAAGACCCCACCGAGCAUGCGCCUGAAGCUCAUCGCCAGUAACAGCACCAUGGAACGCAAGUUCAGCCCCUGGAUCGGGGGCUCCAUCUUGGCCUCACUGGGCACUUUUCAGCAGAUGUGGAUCUCCAAGCAGGAAUACGAGGAGGGCGGGAAGCAGUGCGUGGAGCGGAAGUGCCCCUGAGGGCGGAGAAAAGGGCCUGAGAGCGGCCCCCAGCCCCACCGGGCUCUGCUCAUUCUCCAUCCACAGCGCAAAUCCAAGCUCCCUGGUCUCCCAAGACCCCUUCCUCUACCCCUUCCCCCGCGUCCUCUUAGAUUGUGACGUUUCUGAAUCGAAAGGAGUAAAAAUGUUUUAAGA